This is a messenger RNA of Cygnus olor (mute swan), 1975 nucleotides long. RefSeq names its product carbonic anhydrase 10 (gene CA10). NCBI's taxonomy places the organism in Eukaryota, Metazoa, Chordata, Aves, Anseriformes, Anatidae. The coding region runs from base 668 to 1654 and encodes 328 amino acids. The record is from RefSeq and is a predicted model, not a curated record. The transcript has 10 exons. Gene Ontology annotation, molecular function: zinc ion binding; carbonate dehydratase activity.
GCGCUGCCGCCCCGCGGCAUCCCGCAGCGCGCUCCCGGCCGGGGGGCGAUGGGCGAAUAGUCGGCGAUAGGGCCGGGGGGGGGGCGGCCGACCCCGGUACCUCCGCGCUGCUCGAGGGGGCGGGCCGGGGGCGGCUGCGGCAAAGCGGCUCCGAGCCUGCCCUCGAUUCGCUUGUGGGACCGCGGGCAGCAGGGGCGCAGCGGGCGACCUGAGCGAGCUAACCGCCGGGAGGAUUUGGGCAGCCGGAGAGGAAAGCCCUCUCCCACCGCCGCCUCCCUGCCCCGGGCAUGUUGGCAGCGCCCCGCUGAGCCGUGCGGAGUUUGGGGUAACUCGCGUCAGGCCGCCCUGGAAUAGAGACACUCUCCGGACCGGAUCGGUUGGGGUUUGUGGUCUAUGUCUUGUUGGGAAAUCUGGUGGAUUUUUUACUCGCUUGUGGAGGAAGAGCCCUGUGCUGGCGGUCGGCUUCGUGCUCUUUUUUGGAGGGCGAAGGAAGGGAAGGGAUCUCGCUUGAGCCAUACAGAGAGAGAGCUCGGACAUGUGUUGUCAGCACAUCUGGGGAAUACAGGCUGCAAGUCCGAAAGGAAAAUUGCUGGGAUCGUUCAAACUGCGAUAUUGAUCUUUGUUAUUUUUUUUCGCCGAGGGAUGCACUUGGCAUGAGAAUCGGAGGAUGGAAAUUGUUUGGGAGGUGCUUUUUCUUCUGCAAGCGAAUUUCAUCGUCUGCAUUUCAGCUCAACAAAAUUCACCAAAAAUCCAUGAGGGCUGGUGGGCUUAUAAGGAGGUGGUCCAGGGAAGCUUUGUUCCAGUUCCCUCCUUUUGGGGUUUGGUGAACUCAGCUUGGAAUCUUUGCUCUGUCGGGAAAAGACAGUCACCUGUCAAUAUUGAAACCAGCCAUAUGAUUUUUGAUCCCUUCUUAACACCACUUCGCAUAAACACAGGGGGAAGAAAGGUCAGCGGGACCAUGUAUAAUACAGGGAGACACGUAUCUCUACGAUUAGACAAAGAGCAUUUGGUCAACAUCUCUGGAGGGCCGAUGACAUACAGCCACCGCCUCGAGGAAAUCCGGUUACACUUUGGAAGCGAAGACAGCCAGGGAUCAGAGCACCUACUCAAUGGACAGGCUUUCUCUGGGGAGGUUCAGCUAAUCCACUACAACCAUGAGCUGUACACAAAUGUCACAGAAGCUGCAAAGAGUCCUAAUGGGUUGGUGGUAGUUUCCAUAUUUAUGAAAGUAUCUGAAUCAUCAAAUCCAUUUCUAAAUCGUAUGCUUAACAGAGACACUAUAACAAGAAUAACGUAUAAAAAUGAUGCAUACUUACUACAGGGGCUUAAUAUUGAGGAACUUUAUCCAGAGACCUCUAGUUUCAUUACAUACGACGGGUCAAUGACAAUUCCACCCUGCUAUGAAACAGCAAGUUGGAUAAUAAUGAACAAACCUGUCUACAUAACAAGGAUGCAGAUGCAUUCUUUACGACUGCUAAGCCAGAAUCAGCCAUCACAGAUAUUUCUGAGCAUGAGCGACAAUUUCAGACCAGUCCAGCCUCUCAACAAUCGAUGUAUCCGAACCAAUAUCAACUUUAGUUUACAGGGAAAAGAUUGCCCAAACAAUAGAGCACAGAAACUACAGUAUAGAGUAAAUGAAUGGCUCCUCAAGUAAGACAGAGCAGGCAGAACCCAUAACCUCAGUGGAAUGCUACUACUGUGAAUUGACAUAAUCUAGAAUGCACCCAACCUCACUCUCUUUGGGUUCGCGGCAGCAUGUGGAAGCAUGCUGUAGGAAAAAAGCUGCCAUGUUGGAAACUCAACUAAAAAUUCAUUCAUAUGAUUGGUGGUAAUUUUAAAAAAAGUAAAAAGACAAUAUUACAGUAAAUGUGAUUACAAUUUUGAUACAGUUUUCCUGAACUAAUUUAGCUUCACAAAAAAAAAAGACUUUUCAGCCUUUGUAUAUAUGAAAUUCUUCCUCCUUUCCCCUCUCCCU